CAACAUGAAGUUAGGCAAGCAUUUGCCAUUUUCGGCUAAAAGGUUGGCAACCAUUUUUCUAAUGUGCAUUAGCGCCGGAUCAUACGAAAAAUGAUAUUUUGCGUCAUUUAGAUAAUUUUAAGCAAUAAAUCUCGUGGAAUUUGCAGAAUGGCUUACCAUUACGUCGUCACGGCCCACAAGCCAACGGCUGUAACGGCCUGUGUUACAGGCAACUUUACUUCCCCCGGCGAUUUGAACUUAAUUGUGGCCAAAAACACAAAAUUGGAGAUAUAUUUAGUCACCCCCGAAGGUCUCAGGCCUGUCAAGGAAGUCGCACUGUAUGGGAAAGUUGCCGUUAUGAAAUUAUUCAGACCCCAACAUGAGAAGAAGGAUUUAUUGUUUAUUGUGACUAUGCGUUACAAUGCUAUGAUCCUUGAAUGUGUGAAUGAUGCCGAUAAUUUGGAUAUUAUCACUAAAGCCCACGGUAAUGUUGCUGAUAAAAUCGGGAAGCCAUCAGAGACAGGCAUCUUGGCCGUGAUUGACCCCAAGGCCCGAGUGAUCGGUUUACGUCUCUACGAUGGGCUGUUUAAAAUUAUACCUCUGGAAAAGGACAAUUCUGAACUAAAAGCGUCAAAUAUAAGAAUUGAUGAGUUGCAAGUGCAUGACGUGGAGUUCCUCCAUGGUUGUGCCAACCCCACCUUGAUUCUCAUCCACCAAGACGUAAACGGGCGUCAUGUCAAAACCCACGAAAUCUCCCUCAGAGAAAAAGAGUUUGUUAAAGUCCCUUGGAGGCAAGACAAUGUCGAAACUGAGGCCUCCAUGAUCAUCCCUGUGCCAUCGCCGCUAGGGGGUGCCAUAAUAAUCGGCCAAGAAAACAUCCUCUACCACGAUGGUAUCACUCCCGUGGUCGUGGCCCCUGCUGUUAUCAAACAGAGCACCAUCGUAUGCUACGCCAAGGUUGACCCCGGGGGCCUGCGCUACCUCCUCGGUGACAUGGCCGGGCACCUUUUCAUGCUAUUUCUGGAAGUGGAUAAUCGGGGCGACGGUAACGACGUCGUUAAAGACUUGAAGGUGGAAUUGUUGGGGGAAAUCGCGACGCCUGAAUGCAUUACGUACUUGGAUAAUGGAGUUUUAUUUAUUGGAUCGAGAUUGGGCGACUCGCAGUUGGUGAAACUGACCACUAAACCAAACGAGAGUGGGUCGUACGUUACCGUGAUGGAGUCUUUUACGAAUUUGGCGCCGAUUUUGGAUAUGUGUGUCGUUGAUUUGGAGAGACAGGGGCAGGGACAGUUGGUGACGUGCUCGGGGGCCUUCAAGGAGGGCUCCUUGAGGAUUAUAAGGAAUGGUAUUGGGAUUCAGGAGCAUGCGUCGAUUGAUUUGCCGGGGAUUAAGGGCAUGUGGGCGCUGCAAGUGGCAUCAGAUGGCCGUUACGACAAUACCUUAGUCCUCGCUUUCGUGGGCCAAACUCGCGUCUUGAGCUUGAACGGUGAGGAAGUUGAAGAAACGGACAUUGCUGGCUUCGCCUCCGACCAGCAGACUUUCUUUUGCGGCAACGUCAUCCACGAACAAAUCGUACAAAUUACCCCAAUCUCUGCCCGUCUAAUAUCAGCUCAAAACAAAACUUUGUUGGCGGAAUGGAAACCGCCUAGCGAUAAAAACAUAGCAGUAGUGGCAUGCAACACGUGCCAAAUAGUGGUUUCGACCGGCUCUAUUUUGUAUUAUAUUGAAAUCCACCAAAAUGAACUGAUCAUGAAAGGCGUGACCACACUUGACGUUGAGGUGGCUUGUUUGGACAUAAGCCCUCUGGGGGACGGUGUAACAACCUCCGAAUAUAUCGCUGUGGGGCUCUGGACCGAUAUCACAGCCCGGAUUUUGCGCAUACCCGACUUGUCUGAAGCCACAAAGGAGUAUUUAGGGGGAGAAAUUAUACCCCGCUCGGUUCUAAUGACCUGUUUCGAGGGUCAUAGCUAUUUGUUGUGUGCCUUGGGUGACGGUUCAAUGUUCUAUUUCGUGUUUCACAAAGAUACGGGAACGUUAAGUGACAAAAAACGCGUCACUUUGGGUACCCAACCGACUGUUUUACGUACCUUCCGCUCGUUGAGCACUACGAAUGUUUUUGCUUGUUCGGAUAGACCGACUGUAAUUUAUUCAUCCAAUCACAAGCUCGUUUUUUCUAACGUUAACAUGAAGGAAGUUAAUCAUAUGUGUUCGCUUAAUGCCGAGGCAUAUCCGGACAGUUUAGCUUUAGCAACAGAUUCGUCCGUCACUAUUGGGACAAUCGAUGAGAUACAGAAGCUACAUAUUAGGACGGUGCCACUGCAGGAGUCUCCAAAGAGAAUAGCGUACCAGGAGGAGUCACAGACUUUUGGUGUUCUGACGGCCCGCAUCGACAUCCAAGACUCCACCGGCUUGAACCCGGCUCGUCCGAGCGCUUCAACGAUGGCUCAGUCGACAACAUCUUCAAGCAGUGUCGGGUCUCUCUCAAUGAGUAAAUCAGGGAGCAGCAGUUUGAUCGGUGGUAACAUAAUUCCCGACUACGGCCAAGAAGUCGAAGUCCACAACUUGCUCAUUAUCGAUCAACACACCUUCGAAGUAUUGCAUGCCCACCAAUUGAUGCAGCAAGAAUAUGCAAUGUCGAUAAUCUCAACCAAUCGCCUAGGUGGCGACAUGAACGAAUACUACAUAGUUGGCACUGCCACAGUCAAUCCAGAAGAAUCGGAACCCAAGCAAGGCCGCAUCUUAAUUUUCCAGUGGAACGACAAUAAACUAACCCAAGUGUCUGAGAAAGAAAUCAAGGGGGCUUGCUACUCCCUUGCGGAGUUCAACGGCAAACUCCUGGCGAGUAUCAACAGCACGGUGAGGCUGUUCGAGUGGACGGUGGAAAAGGAGCUGCGAUUGGAGUGCUCCCACUUUAAUAAUAUUCUAACUCUGUUUUUGAAAACCAAAGGCGAUUUUAUCCUCUUGGGUGACUUGAUGCGCAGCAUGACCUUGCUGCAGUACAAAACAAUGGAAGGUAGCUUUGAAGAAAUCGCGAGGGAUUAUAACCCGAACUGGAUGACGGCUGUUGAAAUACUCGAUGACGACAUUUUCCUAGGGGCUGAGAAUUCGUUUAACAUAUUCGUUUGUCAGAAAGACAGUGCCGCUACGACGGACGAGGAAAGGUCGCAAAUGCACGAAGUGGGGCGGUUUCACGUCGGGGACAUGAUCAACGUCUUCAGACACGGAUCUCUAGUUAUGCAAAAUCUGGGAGAGACUUCGACGCCGACCACAGGCUGUGUCUUGUUUGGCACAGUCAGUGGAGCCAUAGGUUUAGUGACGCAGAUAACCCAAGAUUUUUACGACUUUCUCCUAGAGCUGCAAAAUAAACUAUCGACGGUUAUUAAAUCGGUCGGUAAAAUUGAUCACUCCCAAUGGAGAGCGUUCAACACCGAUAUUAAAACAGAGCCGAGUGAAGGCUUCAUUGACGGUGACUUGAUUGAGAGUUUCCUCGAUUUGUCGCACGACAAGAUGAAGGAAGUGGCCGAUGGAUUACAGAUAACUGGGGAAGGUGGCAUGAAACAGGAUUGUACCGUCGAUGAUUUAGUCAAGAUGGUCGAAGAUUUAACGAGGAUUCACUAAUUUGUCAGGUGCGUUAUUAUUUUAUAUAUAACACCAGUGAAGUGUUAGGAUCUUAAGUAAAGUUGUCUUUUUUUGUCGUUAGUAAUAGAAAAAUAAAACUUCGUAUAAAACAA
Molecule: messenger RNA, 3710 nt
Organism: Tribolium castaneum (red flour beetle)
Lineage: Eukaryota; Metazoa; Arthropoda; Insecta; Coleoptera; Tenebrionidae
Gene: pic
Product: piccolo
Exons: 10
Coding region: 148-3597 (1149 amino acids)
Biological process (GO): DNA repair; proteasome-mediated ubiquitin-dependent protein catabolic process
Cellular component (GO): site of double-strand break; nucleus
Molecular function (GO): nucleic acid binding; protein binding
Source: RefSeq, a predicted model, not a curated record